Symbiodinium sp. CCMP2456 is the source of this 929-nucleotide messenger RNA. The record is from the annotation of a GenBank genome assembly. Lineage: Eukaryota; Dinophyceae; Suessiales; Symbiodiniaceae.
AUGUCCGACGGCGAGUCUUCAUCAGACUAUGAGCAGGACUGGGACAACCUGGAGCGUGACUCCAUGCGAGCGCUGGAGGCACGCUUGGCGCAACUGGACGAUGCCGGCCAGGCAGAUCUGCAGCAGAGGGGCGCAGCCAGAGCGGCUGCAGCGAGCAGCACGGAUGUUGCAUCUGGGGAGAGAGUCCUGGAAGCAGCCGAACAAGGCUUCGUGCCUGGCCCGCACGAUGACCUCAGGCAGAUGCGCGAUGCAGUCCUGAGCGAGCCGUAUCGGCCUGAGGACCACGUGCUGACUCAGGAGGAGAUGUGGGCUGGCUUCUCUUCCGAGGAGGAAGCGGUUGAAGCGCCGCUGGUCAUGGAAGUUCCAGCUGCCACCAACAAGGGCCCGUCGGAAGCCGCCUCCAGGGUGCCAGAGCAGCCGCAGAAGCGGCAGGCGGUGCUGGAGAUGUCGCAGCCAUCCCAACCGAGUUCGCAGGCUUGUCGGCAAAAGUCAGGUCCCUUUUGCCAGCAGCUUGCACAGCUUCUAUUCGCAGAGGAUCUAGUCACUUUGAACACAUUUGAUCAGAUUUGUGAGGCUUUCGAUGCUUCACAGUUAGUCGAUGCUGGUCGGCUUCUUGAGAAUGCCUGUCUUCAGGAGCCGUACCGUCCGGAAGAUCACGAGCUUACGGCCGAGGAAUUCUGGGGAGGUACAAGCGACUCCUCACAAGAAAGGCAGUCGAUUGCAGCACUUCCCGCAAAGACUACCGGGAAGCUGCAGCAAGCGCCACUCGCGGAAACGGAGAAGCCCUCGGAAGCCGUGCGGCUGGAACGCCUGCUGUCGGCCGCGGCGGCCCCAACGGUACUGGCAGACUUAAGUUUUGUCGAGCUCGGGGAGGUGGCGCGCGAUUGCCUGAAGGCCGCCGAGACUCUGCAAUGGGUCCUGAAUCGACA